Messenger RNA from Ramularia collo-cygni, 729 nucleotides. RefSeq lists its product as uncharacterized. The coding region runs from base 1 to 729 and encodes 242 amino acids. The transcript has a single exon. The record is from RefSeq and is a predicted model, not a curated record. NCBI's taxonomy places the organism in Eukaryota, Fungi, Ascomycota, Dothideomycetes, Mycosphaerellales, Mycosphaerellaceae.
AUGACCUCCCUACAAACCCGCUGGAAACAAAUCUAUCAAAACCACCUCCCCUCCCUAGCAAAAUCCAAAGAUCCCGUCCAAAAAAACUGGCCCGUCCACCUAGAUCACUGUUUCGCCCGCAUAAUCCUCGACAAUGCCAUCGGCAAAGAUCAACCCUGGACGAAAAUCCUCAAGCAACCGGCGAUUAAGAAUAUGAGUGCAAAUCAGCUGAGAGAUGCUAUUGAACUCGCGGAAGAAAUCGCUACUGGACAAGUCGAUUUGAGGGAAUUGAAUGAAAAGAGCCUUGAAUUGCGAGGGAAAUUGUCGAGGAAGAGAAGUGCCGACUUUGAACCUGCGGAGAGGAAGAGGAACAUGGUCAAGAAAGUAAAAGUGGGAAAUGAGACGGUGUCGAAAUACUUCCAACCUUGCCCUCCUAACCCAGCCCCGAAUUCGAAUCCCAACCUCGCCACCAAAGAAUCUAAAGAACCCAAAGAUCCCAAAGAAGAAGAAGAAGAAGAAGAAGAAGAAGAAGAAGAAGAAGAAGGAGGAGGAGAAGAACAAGAACAAGAACAAGAAAAACAACAAGACUCUCUCCAACAACUCCCCCUCAUAAACUCCUCCCCCCUCCCCCCCCCUUCCGCAAAAAAGUCCUCUCCCUCCUCUGCCAAAUCCCCCGAGGGAGAUAUAGCACCUACGGCGCCCUCUCCUCCCACCUCUCCCAGACGUCACCCACAUGCGCCCGAGCAGUAG